Messenger RNA from Oppia nitens, 879 nucleotides. Its product is annotated as polyisoprenoid diphosphate/phosphate phosphohydrolase PLPP6-like. The record is from RefSeq and is a predicted model, not a curated record. The transcript has a single exon. Gene Ontology annotation, molecular function: sphingosine-1-phosphate phosphatase activity. The coding region runs from base 177 to 803 and encodes 208 amino acids. Lineage: Eukaryota; Metazoa; Arthropoda; Arachnida; Sarcoptiformes; Oppiidae.
UACAAAAUAUUUAUAUUAUAGUGAAUGCAAUCAAUCAGUUGAGUCAUUGAUUGUAUCGUUUAAAUCAAUCAAAACAAUCAAUCGAUCGAAACAAUCGGGUGUCCACUGGAUUGAGUGGUCAAUUGACGCGCGGAGAUUCAUAUACUGUAUACACACAUAUAUAUAGACUGACAAAAAUGAUGGUCAAACUAAAUAAAAAUCUAAUGGAAAAUCUGAAAGCCGUCGACCAAAACAUUUCGUUAAACAUCUAUCGGUCGGCCACCCGACACAUUGGUUCGCGGGUACCGUCCUAUCAUCGAUGGCUACGAGCACUGGAGUAUUCGUGUCACGGUAUUUUCUGGUUGGUGGCCACAAUCAUAUCGCUGUACUUAGUAUCGAACAACAAGGCGGCGGCACUGCUGUUGACCGGACUUAUUCUGGACAUUAUUGCAGUGGCCGUAAUCAAGGCUAUGGCCCGUCGUCGGCGACCCGGCUAUGCCCGACAAGACGAUCACUUGACAAUCGGACCGGACAAGCAUUCGUUUCCGUCGGGUCACUGUUCUCGGGCCAUAUAUUUGGCAAUGUUUUUCGGCAAUCUUUCGCCACUACUGUCGCUGGCCGUCUGGUUGUGGUCGCUGUCGGUGUGCGCGUCGCGCGUACUACUCGGCCGACACCAUCUGUUUGAUGCCGUUUUCGGCGCUUUUCUCGGUUAUCUCAUCUAUAGUCUACAGUACACUAUCUUUACGCCAAUCAAUACGCUAUUUGUUUGGCUAAUCAGUGCCUUAUUUAAUGUUGUCUUUUCCGACACCAAUGACUUUGAUUGAUUGAUUGAAAGAUAUUUCAUAUUUAAUUAAAUAUACAGUUUAUAUAUUGAAUAUAUUAUGUGUUAUAUACCUAUAA